AUGGGCGAGGAACAGAAAUCCGAGCAUCGAUUUCUCUUUCGCCAGCCGCGCGCCUUGCAAUGGUUUGAAGGCGGCCGGUUGAUGAAGCGCCAAGAGGGCGAGAGACAAGCAGGUCGCUUUGAGCUCUUCCUCGAUCUGCUCUAUGUGGCGCUUCUUUCGAACUUUGCGGAUACCCUCACCGAGGAUAUCUCGGGAGCCAAGCUCGCCAAGUACAUUCUGAUCCUCGCGCCGUCAUGGCACGUAUGGAGCGAUCUCCGGGAGUUAAUGAACUCCUUCUACAACGACGACCUGCUGCAGCGCGUACUGAUCCUCUGGGUAAUGGCCGUGCUAGUAGUCUACGGCAACAACGCACCACUAGUAGACGAAGAGAUCGGCGCGAUGCGAUCAACCGUGGCAGCAUACAUGGUCGCGCGCGUCUCCUGCAACCUUGCGCAUCUCCUAUACUCGUUCGCAAGCUACCACCACCGACUGCAGCAACGGCUGUGGGUAGGCGCGUCAACACUCACGCUGUGCCUGUACAUCCCACUGUACUUCGAGUCCGUCUCGAUGCGCGGCAAGAUCGCCGCCGCGGCCGUCGCCGUUUCCGUCGAGGAGAUGCUGUGGGUUUUCUGCUACUCGCCCGCAGCCAAGAAGCUGCUGCGCACGAAGUACUCGACGGCCGUUGAUAUCCCCCACGAGGUCGACCGGUUCGCGGCGUUCUAUAUUAUCGCGCUCGGCGAGUUCCUGUACCUGAUCAUCGUCGGGUCGAAUGCGGCGAUCGGUCUGAAUCUGCGGCUGAUGCGUGCCAUCUGGACUCUUAUCAUUGCGUUCUGCUUGAACUGGUUGUAUACCCAUGCCGACUGCGCGGUGAAGUGCACCCAUCCGCUGCGGAACUCGGUCUACACGGCUUUCUCGUGGGCGCUUAUUCACCUGCCGCUCAUUGCUAGUCUGCUGGCUGGUGGCCAUGUUGCCGCUGCUUCGGUCGCGGAGGAAGAGUUCGAGGACCCGCAGCGCUGGCUUCUCUGUGGUGGUUUGGGCGCCGGCAUGAUGUGCCUGUAUAUCUUUGCGCUGUUGCAUGGGUCUAGUGACCAUGGUGAGAAUCUAAUUCUGCCCAAGCCCUUCCGUCUGGCUAUGCGCCCAAUCACUGCAAUCAUUAUCGUGCUCCUCCCUCUCGCCCACCACCUCGACGCAACUGAGAUCCUGUCUAUAAUCAUGGCACUGUUCGUCUUCUGCGUGAUCUGGGAGACGGUCACCUCGCUGCGAAAGGGUGCCCAUUUCUGGGAGAAAUGGGAGGAGACGCAGUACCCGGAGAAGCGGGUUGCCAAUGGGGACGCUGAGGCUGAGGCUGACAAUGGUCAAACCUCGCCUUGA
Molecule: messenger RNA, 1350 nt
Organism: Penicillium alfredii
Lineage: Eukaryota; Fungi; Ascomycota; Eurotiomycetes; Eurotiales; Aspergillaceae
Exons: 4
Coding region: 1-1350 (449 amino acids)
Source: RefSeq, a predicted model, not a curated record